Messenger RNA from Toxotes jaculatrix (banded archerfish), 3293 nucleotides. It is a transcript of the gene engl, whose product is annotated as endoglin, like. Bases 162 to 2756 code for a protein of 864 amino acids. The record is from RefSeq and is a predicted model, not a curated record. NCBI's taxonomy places the organism in Eukaryota, Metazoa, Chordata, Actinopteri, Toxotidae. The transcript has 17 exons.
UGUGACUGCGUGGUUGUGUGUUUAGGAAAUGAGGGGGGCGUGUGUUGGGCUCUGAGCGCAGUCUCGAAGUCUAAUAAAGCAACAGCUGGAUCAGCAGUCCGCCCUGUCCCUCUGUGUCGCGCCGCAGAGGGGCCCAUCACACCAAGUCAGUCUGUGGGGAAAUGUUCACGAUGCCUUCACUGUCAGGGAUUGGAAGGACUGUUUUCUGUCUCCUUUUGCUCUGGACAAGAACAGUAGCUCAAAGUGAAGAGGUGCAAUGCUCCGUGACCGGCCCAGUGGGGGCGCUACACCCUGUUCAGGGUCUGCUGGAGACGUUUGAGGCAGGUCCAGGCUGUGCUGCUCGAGAACAUGGGAACAAGGAGACUCAUGUCAUUGCAGUGGGGAGAGCGACAAACAGCCUGGAAAACAAGGUGACGGUGUUGCUGAAACCUUUAUCUCAGGCCCCUUCACCUCUCAGAGCUCUCCACCUGCUGCUGAGCUCCAAGCUCCCGGUCAGCUGGUGGCUGGAGGCUGAGAGACUGCCCCCCAACCUCCCAGUGCUGGUGCAGGUGUCGUCGAACUCCACCGUACAGUCCCACACGCUGCGUUUGCAUGUCCACAAAGUGCAUUUGCUGCCUUUUCGCCCACGUGCUCUACACCGCUGGGCGCUGAAACACCACGGCAACCUGUCCUCUCUAACACACACCACACAUGGCAACCGAGUCUACGUCCGACUGGGAGAGGAUCCAACCCUGCCUGCUGUGUGCCAGCUACAGUCCAUGUUCCUCUCUCAUAACUACUUGACCUCUGACCUGCAGCCACAGGAAGUGCAGGGGUGUGUCCACGCUCCAGCAGGCGGGGUCAACCCUGAAGUCCAUGUGAUCAAGCUCCAUUCAGCGGGAUCAGGGCUUUGUGGCUCCCUGCAGGUAGAGGUGAUUGUGUCUCUUGUGCCCCCUGUGGCCAACUCAAAGGCACAUAAGGUUGUACUGAUUCUCAUCAGCUCAGUGCCAGUCAACUGGGCCAUUAUCGCUCACGGUGUUCGGGGCCAUAUCUCCGUUCAUUCCUCCAACAGUGUGUCCCCUCCUUACCCUCCUGAGCCUGACCUGACCGUGUCCAGUACACUUAACUCUGACCUGUCCACCAUAUCUGACCUUCUUGUCUGGGCAAGUGAGAGCGGCUCAUACACUGAGGCUGAUCUGGCCAAUCGCUUUGUGAUUCAGCUGGCUGGGGGCGGGACAGACGUGCUUCCAGCGAUGAAUCCCCUGGUUGUGAGGCCUCCCUGGGCUGAGGAGUGGCUGAAUGGUGGAGGCAGAGCAGGAGGAGGCCAAGAGAGUUUCACAGUGCAGUGUGACGACGGACGCCUCAGCGUGACCGUGGACCAACACAUCCUGCAGAGCUUGUCUGUCCCAGUGGCUGUCGUGACUCUGCAGGACCCGUCGUGCCAGGCUCAGCCCAAUGGGAGCAAUUUCCUGUUGGUGUUCCCAGUCAUUUCCUGUGGGACUGAGGGUGUGCUCCUGGGACAGCCCAGAGGGGUGCAGUACAAAAACAUGAUGUUGUUAUGGAAGGACGAGCCUCAGACCAUACUGUCUCUCAGUGAGGCAGAGAGGAAGUCCAAAAGUCCACUCGGCAUACACUUUAGCUGUGUGGCUGCUAUCCCCACCCCCUCUGGCCCUGCUGCAGAUAACGUUGAUGAGGCAAACACUUCUCAGGCUGGGCUCGUCCCCUGGGCGCCAGCGGAUCCAGGGCCCGAUCCAGGACUGAGCCACCUCCCGACACCCAGACACAGAUCCGGACCCGUGCUUAUUUUAAGGCUUUUUGUCACUGAGAAUUACGAGCAGAAGAGGGUUGGCCCCUGUGUCAUCACUGCAGGCCACCGUGUCUAUGUUGAGAUUUCAGCCAAAGGGCCCCUCACAGAUGUCAUAGAGGUGAAGUCAUGUGUGGUCUCUCCUCUGUCGGACCCGAAAAGAUCUCCUUUCUGGACUGUCAUAAGCGAGGGCUGUUCCUCAGACCCCUCUCUGACCCUCAGCGCAAAGACAAAAGAUGAAGAGGAGGAAGAGGCCGAAGGUGACGGCGAACUGGAAGAGGGAAAGGAAGAGACAGAGGGAAUGGAGGAAGGAGGAAUUCACCUCAGAGAUGGGGAUGUCUCACUCCAACACAAAGCUGAAAGACAGAGAGAGGCACCUGUGAGGAUGGAAAAGAGUAGCACAAGCACGAGAGCAGAGGAGGAGACACAGUCCUUGAGAUUUAGUUUUGUCCUGCAGCCGAUUCAUAAUAACUCUAUGCAGUUCCUCCACUGCAGCCUUCUCGUGUGUUCCCGUGACUCUACCAGAGGAGAACCCGUGAAGGAAACAGCAAAGAGCGACUGUCAGGGCAGACUGCGUAUUCCACCACUUGUAUCUAAGUCACCCAGACAUCAGUGUGAGAUCAGAAACCUGUCCAGGCCCAUGGUGGUCACCCAGUCCAUCAGUUCACUGGCACCCAAACUGCUGAGGCUCCCUGCUGGCCAAAGAACCAAGAGACUGAGUGUUUCUCCUCUGGCCAGUCCAGACCCAAAGAACAGCAGCUCUGUGGUGCAGACAGGACCAGUGAUGGGAUUUGUCUUUGCAGCCUUUGUGAUGGGUGUCAGCCUGAUGGGUGGGCUGUGGUGCAUCUAUAAUUAUACAGCGGCACAUCCACCGUUAUUUGGAAGAGAAGAUCGUUUAACUGAGCAGACUCAUGGAGGCCACACCACCUGGAAUCCACCUUCAGUGUCUGAUCAGUCCUCCAGCUCGGUGUAGAGGAUUUCCUCCUGCAAAUCUGAGAAAGAACUGGGACAGAGGUUCUAACAGCUUGUGUGUGAGCCAGCACAGCUGCCUCUGUGUGUGUGUGUCUGUGUGCAUGCGGAGCCAUGUUUGUGCAGUUCUCCUCUCGAGUAUCGUUCACCGCUGUGCAGCAGAAAUGCAAGAGGACUGAAACCAUGUAAAUACGCUAGCACUUACUCAUUGCUGCAUUGUGACAGGUCAGGUGUUUGAUUCAAAGUGAAACGCUGUUUGUUUGAUGCUGAAAGCCACUCUAUAUCGAGUCAUCUCAAAACCAUCAAUGUUUGUCUGGAUUCUGCGGGAUCUUGGUUGGAGUGACUCAGAUAGAAACCACAUCAUCACUGCUUUUGGAUACAGAACACAUGGUCAGACAUGUGCAGCAGACCUGUUUGAAGCGUCUGUGUUUUACAGAGCCAUUUUCACUUUUUUUGUUGUAACUGUGAAUCAGCUGGAUGUCAAAGCUGCAUCUAAAUAUAUGUGAACUCUUUGUGGCAAAUAAAAUGUUUUAAAUUGAGC